This is a messenger RNA of Theobroma cacao (cacao), 1404 nucleotides long. The record is from RefSeq and is a predicted model, not a curated record. NCBI's taxonomy places the organism in Eukaryota, Viridiplantae, Streptophyta, Magnoliopsida, Malvales, Malvaceae.
GGAACAGAGAAAAAAAACCCAGUCCAAUCGAAAAAGUAAAAUCCUGGCCCUAUCAUUGUAAACCCAAAAAAAUCUAGCCCAAAUCCAGGAAUUGGGAAUAUAGGUCCAAAAACAAAUUCUAAUUGCCAGCUCUUAAUCCGCCAAAACACCGUCAAUUCCCAGCGAAAAUAGCACGAUCGAUAUUUUUAAUCUAUCAACUACCACUCUGCCGCUUACAAUUUUCACCGCGGCGGAGGAGUUAAUAGACGAAACGCCACCAACUCGAAACCCUCACGGGCAAAAAAAAAAAAAAAAUGAGCGAAGAAGGGAAAAAUAGAGGCGUAACUUCCAACCCUCAAAGUCAAUAUCGAUACGGCACGUUUCAAGGCGUAGCCAACUACUACCCUCCUUUCCCUCUACAACCGCCUCAGCCGUUUGUUGGCUUCCCUCAGCCGGUUCCUCCGCCGGGCUCCGCUAACCCCUAUGUCCAUGGCUACCAGACGGUUACAGGGUAUCCUGCUGUAGAAGCAACGCCUUUGAGGCGACGUCGCCUUCCUGUUUGUGGGCUUGGAAUGGGCUGGUUAUUGUUUUUCCUUGGCUUCUUCUUUGGUGGCAUUCCCUGGUACAUUGGAACAUUCAUUCUACUCUGUGUCCAAGUGGAUUAUAGAGAAAAAGCGGGAUACCUCGCAUGUGCAGUUGCUUAUCACCAGUACCAGGUUGUUGGGAGGGCUCUCCCAACGGAGAGCGAUGAGCACCCCAAGAUCUACAGGAUGAAGCUGUGGGCCACCAAUGAGGUUCGGGCCAAGUCCAAGUUCUGGUACUUCUUGAGGAAGCUGAAGAAGGUUAAGAAGAGCAAUGGUCAAGUCCUUGCCAUCAAUGAGAUUUUUGAGAAGAAUCCAACCAAGAUUAAGAAUUAUGGUAUUUGGCUUCGCUAUCAAAGUCGUACUGGUUAUCAUAACAUGUACAAGGAAUACCGUGACACUACUUUGAAUGGAGCUGUUGAGCAGAUGUACAACGAGAUGGCUUCUCGGCAUAGGGUCAGGUUCCCUUGCAUCCAGAUUAUCAAGACUGCAACCAUCCCUGCUAAACUAUGCAAGAGGGAUAGCACCAAGCAGUUCCACAACUCCAAAAUCAAGUUCCCCUUGGUGUUCAAGAAGGUGAGGCCACCUACCAGGAAGCUGAAGACAACCUACAAGGCAUCAAGGCCCAACUUGUUUAUGUAAUUUCUCCCAUUUCAUAAAGGAGAGAGUUAAAAUGGUUCUAAUUCUGAAAUUUUUGGUAGUGCACUUCUAUCAGUUUGUUUAUCGGAUAUUGUUUUUAUUUGAGAAGCCUAGGCUGUCAGACAGGUUGAACUUGGUUCUUUUGGGUUUCAAUAUCUCAUUUUCAUUACUUAUAAAAGCUGGUAUGGUAUGUGAUUGUCGUCUC